Diaporthe batatas is the source of this 1080-nucleotide messenger RNA. RefSeq lists its product as uncharacterized. NCBI's taxonomy places the organism in Eukaryota, Fungi, Ascomycota, Sordariomycetes, Diaporthales, Diaporthaceae. Bases 1 to 1080 code for a protein of 359 amino acids. The transcript is spliced from 2 exons. The record is from RefSeq and is a predicted model, not a curated record.
AUGGCUUCCCGCUCCGGCCGAUCGCAGGAUCAGCAGGAUCAGCAGCAUGACUUCUCCAUGGGCCCUUACGUCGCUCGCAGCGCGGUCUCAACUGCUAGGACUUGGCCAGGCCACGGCAUGAACACCCAACAGACCUCUUCCAGCGUCCAGGGUGGUGCUCGAUCGGAGCCACUCCCACCGAGACCCUCCUCUCCGGCGCCGUCCACCGUCCACCCCGAUGACUCGGCCAGCCUGCACCCAUCUCAGACUGGCCCCGAUACAUCGUCUAGGAAUUUCAACGUUGCCAACUUGAAACCCGCGCCUAGGAAGUUCAACGUUGCCAACUUGAAACCCGCGCCCCAGCGACGCAAGCCCUCGGCAGGCCUUCAGCAAGGUCACUCCUCCUUCGAUGGCCCAGCUCCGACUCCAUCCCAAUACCCGGGGCCGGCGCCAAUCGGCUAUGGCUUCCUAAUGCCCUACCCCGGACAGAACAUGCCAAGCACCGGCAAUGUCGGUGACUACGAGCCUCUUCCGUCCCAACGCUCGGGGCCGGCGCCAAUCGGCUAUGGCUUCCUAAUGCCCUACCCCGGACAGAACAUUCCAAGCACUGGCAAUGUCGGUGACUACGAGCCUCUUCCGUCCUUCUAUGGACGAGAUGCGCCAAACGACGGAUACAAUACGGGCGCGCCUUCCACAGCAAGUUCCGCAAGCCGAGCCCCGUCUGACACGACGCAGAGCAUCACGAUGGGCUCAGCGACCGGGUCUGAGGGCACAAUGUCGAUGGCAGCAGUCAGCCAGAACCACGCGGUUGCACCCUUUGCCGGUGCCCCUCUGAGCCCAGUCGGCCCUCAGCUCCCGCAGGGCAUCAGCAUCGGAGUUCCGCCCGGCACCCAGGUGAACUUCCACUACUACCCAACGGACAACCGCCAGGUCCACAUCCACAACAACGCUCCUGGAAGGGCGGUCACGAACAACAACCAGUGGUACGCGACCGACAACAGCACCAAUGCCGAGAACGUGGGCAACACCCACAGGGUCGUCUCGCAGCACGCCACGGCUGGCCGCGAAUCCGCGUAUGGGGUUCACUGGAGCGGGCAGUGA